GAGGAGGAAGAUGGGGAGCAGGGAGUAUCCGCUGCCACUCUGCUUCGACCUCCUUCUCGGCAAAGACCGUGACCGGUGGCCGCCGGAGGCCAGGCUCAUCCGCGCCGCGCACUACGGCGACAUCCGCGGCAUCAAGAAGUUUGCAAAGGAGCUGGACGUGCAGGGGAAUGGGAUCCCGGUGACAGUGGCCAACACAUGCUACAUGGGCAUGAACGCCCUCCACGCCGCCGGUGGCCUCGGCAGGCUGCCGGUCUACCAGUACCUGGUCGAGGAGGUCAAGAUGGACAUCCACAAGCCCGACACAACUCAGGGUUAUACGCCUCUGGAGCACGCCAUCAACAAUGGCCACCUUCCUGCCGUCUCGUACCUUAUCGACCAUGGCGCUGAUCUGCAUCUGCUACGUUCGAGCGUCACUCUUCUUCAUACAGCUACAGUUCAUGGGCACUCUGAAAUAGUAAAAUUUCUACUUUCUAGAGGAGCUGAUGUAAAUGCCAUGUCAGAUCUUGGAACACCACUCGCUCUCGCUGCUCUUAAAGGAUAUGAUAGUAUUGUCAAGAUCCUUUUGCAGCACAAUGCAGAUCCCAAUAAGGCCACCCGUAUGUUUGGACCUUUAGACAUGGCAUUACACAAAUCUUUUGUGUCCUGUGUGAAGCUAUUGAUUCAGGGUGGGGCUAAAGUGAGUGGUGCUAAUCCUUGUGAUAAUCCUUUGGCAAAGGCUGCAGAGAAGGGCUUAACUGAAGCUAUGAAAUGCUUGCUGGAAGCUGGUGCAAAUCCAAAUGUUCUUGACACAUUUGGUAGAUUACCAAUAGAGUUGUCUGCUGAGUAUGGCACACGGGAAGAUGUUGAGAUUCUCUUUCCUUUCACCUCUCCCAUUUCAACUGUGGAAAACUGGAGCGUUGAUGGAAUCAUUAGUCAUGUGAACAUGGAAAUCAAACAACUCGAGGAUGGCAAGUUUGUGAAAAAUAGGAUGGCUGACCUGAAGCAACAAGCGGAUGAAGCAUUUAAGAAGCAGGAUUAUCUAAACGCAUCAGUGUUGUACACAGAGGCACUGAAGAUCGAUAACUUCAACGCUACAUUGUUAUCAAACAGGAGCCUUUGCUGGCUACGCAUGGGUGAUGGAGAAAGGGCUUUCAAUGAUGCAACUGAAUGCACAAAGCUGCGCCCCAAGUGGGCAAAGGCGCACUAUCGUCGAGGAGCAGCUCAAAUGUUCAUGAAGGAGUAUGAUGGUGCCUAUCACGCAUUCUCUCGUGCUUUAGAGUUGGACCCAGAAAGUGAAGAGACUGAGAAGUUAUUCUGGGAGGCGAUGGAACUGAGGUGAUCAAGCCCAGCAUGCUAACUGCAGAGAGAGGCUCACGGGAAGCUCUUACUUUUUUGUGUGCUAAUCGCUGGAAUUUAAAUUAUGUCACCUUUUUUGUACACAACUCAUGGACCGUAUCGGCAGCUUAGAGCAGAACAUGUAGCUGGCUACUUAUUUUGAGUUUCCUGGAACUCACAUCCUGUUUUGUAUGGAAGUGUGGCUGUGGAUGAACUGGCUAUGGAGUGAAUUGUAUGGCACAAGAUUGUGAUAUUUUACAGCUCGCCCAGUUACCCAAUGCACAGCUCCACAACAACUGAGUAGUUUGUUGUGCAGGGUAAACUAGAACAAAAAUGCACAAGUAAUCAUCAUGUAGCAAGGUAUUACUAUUACUAGGGCAUUCCUAAAGUUGCCAUUACUUUACAAUACUGUGCUCAAA
This is a messenger RNA of Brachypodium distachyon (stiff brome), 1733 nucleotides long. Its product is annotated as ankyrin-3. The transcript has 12 exons. The record is from RefSeq and is a predicted model, not a curated record. NCBI's taxonomy places the organism in Eukaryota, Viridiplantae, Streptophyta, Magnoliopsida, Poales, Poaceae. Gene Ontology annotation, molecular function: protein binding. The coding region runs from base 11 to 1318 and encodes 435 amino acids.